Molecule: messenger RNA, 987 nt
Organism: Prionailurus viverrinus (fishing cat)
Lineage: Eukaryota; Metazoa; Chordata; Mammalia; Carnivora; Felidae
Exons: 5
Coding region: 1-987 (328 amino acids)
Source: RefSeq, a predicted model, not a curated record
AUGGGCCGCUCCACCGAGCCCGCGCCGCGCUGCCGCCUAGCUCGCCGCCCCCGGGGCGGACGCGAAGGGCUCGCGGGGAAGGGGACCAAACCCCUCCUCCUUCUGGCCGGGGAGACCACCACCUACCUCGGCAUCCCCCCCCAACUCUCUCAAAGCCCCUUCCUCCUUCUCCUCUUCCGCCCGGCAAAGUUAGCGAGGAUCCAGCAGCUUCGGCAUCUCACCCCAGUGGCCUGGCAGCAGUGGCGGCCGCCCCUGCGCGUCCCUCCCCGCCUCCCUCAGGCUCAGCCCAGACACUGCAGUGGCUGCAACUGCGCCAGUGGCCGCUCUUCUGACUCCGUGCUCUCCGCCCUCUCUUUCCAGCCAGCUCAGUCCGGCCAGCUCCCCAGAAAGGGGGCCUGUUCCCCCUCUGGCUCUCUGUCCCCCUGCCACCACUCCUCCACUCCUGAAACACUUCUCCGUCUGUUGCUCUUUUUCAUCACAUCCGGAUCAGGAGGCCUCGAACUCUUGGCGGGCCGCCCAAGGCUGGGGGCGGUGCAACGUGGGCUCCCUCGCCCUGCACUGUCUGGGUCAGGAGGCCAAAGCCGGAAUGGGCUGGCUCCGGGUCUUUAUUCUGGUCCAACAGGAACGUGGAUCAGUAAAACCAGUUGCACUUGCUUGAAUCAACUGGAGGCAUCCAGGCAGACAAGGUUGACAUCCCAGAGGACGCCCUGGCCCAGGGCCCCAAGCCAGGCCUUGCACAGUGAAUGGCUUCGGUGGCAAGAUAAACCUGUGGUCGGAAGUAAAAAGCCAACUAAGUACCUCACCUUCACAUCAGACCUGCUAUUCAAGGAGAGUAGAACUGCCAAGUUCCAAUCUAUUUUGCAAGUAUCAACAAAGAAAACACAGCUGGAAAUUGUGGACCAACUCUGGAAAAAGGACACAGACAAAAAAGAAGAAGUAGGACAGCACUACGGAGAUGCAGUGGAGCUAAGCCACGUGCAUGUGUGA